AUGUCAACUCGACCCGACUCCGCGGCGGUCGCAAAGCCGCGAUCUCGUCGGUCUAUCGCUCAUGUCCCGCGGUCUAGGAUGACGUCUGGGUUGGACAAGGAGAAUGCAACAACUGAGAUUGGCGCGGUUCAACCCUUUUCGAAUAAUACAAAGCCUUCUAUGAGGGACAAGAAGUCUCGGAGUAAGAGUUUGGGGCCCGGUGGACUAGAUGCCCUCCAAAAUUCUAACGGCAAUCGUCGCCAGUCUACAGCGUCUUUCCCACUAAAGUCCAUCCUGAAACCAACAGUCCCCGUCUCUCCAGUGCGAACCAUCCCGUCAUUCGAAGAAACGCGCCGACGUACACCAGCUCGUAGUACACAACAGGCACAUGACGGCACGAUGGACGGACAGGGCCAAAGGCGCAAAGAGAAAGAGGGUCUGUUGAUCGACUUUGAACCAACUCCAGGACCCCCAAGAAAAGAUAAUGACAACGACGACACGGCGAACCCGUUUGAUACAUUUAAUGCGACUUCUGCCAUUCGCGAGGAGCUGGCUGCUACCAAGGAGCGUGAUGAACAAGAACGCAAAGAUCGUGAACGACAGAACAUCUUAGAGAAACGAGCGGCGCGGAGAAAAUCAAUGGCAAACCGCCGAGUAUCCUUUGCCCCCGAGGCAACUUUACAUACCUGGAACGUGGUGGAAAUUCCGGACGACUCAACCUCCUCCUCUGCUGCGAACUCAACAAGACGCGCAUCUGCUGCCACAAACUCCCAGAACCAACCUGCCCCUACCUCGCCCACCAAAGAUGCUCCAUAUUCCCCAGCAGAGUCAGAAUUCGGAUUCUCCCCUGUCCGCACACAAGAUCUGGACCAGAUAAGAGGCCGCACAUCGUCUGCGGAUGGCGAUGAUGGUCUCCAGGAUUUAUCUUCUAGUCCGUUCAGUGGAAGCUCGGUAGGAAGCGAAGACACCGGUGCCCAAAGCCUAGCCGGAGAAGAGGAGGAUGAUGGCGAUUCUUCGGGAUCUGACGAUGGGUUUGAUGCCGAGAGCACUGCGAUGAGUAUGGAUGAUAUGACAGCGCGCUCAGGCAUGAGUGUCCAAUCAGACGCAAGUUCUAGCUCGAGCUCUAGUGCCAGACUCAACGAAGCACUGCGCCAGGCCGCAAAGGAAGCAGGAACUGAAGUUGAUGAGGAUGAGGAUGUCUCAAUGGAAAUUGCGGAUCAAGAAAUAACCGGUGCUUUCCAACCGUGGAUCAAAAAGGGCCAAAGACAAAGCUUUGACUGGGGAGAUAUUAGUGCACGACAUGAGGAGGAUAACCUCCGUCCGUCUAAGGCGGCUACUACUCAAGGUCUACCCGAAUCAGAUGAUAUCGAUGAGGAUGAAGAUCUCAGCAUGGACGUGACGAAUGCUGUAGGUCGUAUUCUUGGCAAGUCUCCUGGCCGCCGCCAGAGCACAGCUCGUCGUCAGUCCGUGGCAGAAGAAUCAAACUACGGAGAUCAAACCAUGGAGAUGACCAAUGUCGUCGGCGGCAUCGCGCAGGAGGAUUCGCCUUCAAAGUUUUCUGAGAUUGGCAAUGAUGAUGAAGGAAUGACAAUGGAAUUCACUUCGGCCGUUGGCAAAAUCUUGGGUAACCAGCCUACUUAUGCCUCCAAAUCUGAUCACAUGAACUUCGAUCAAGACAACGAGUCUGAUGAUGGUAUGGACAUGGAGAUUACUAGUGCGAUUGGUGGUAUCCUGCAGUCAGGGAUCGAAGCCAAUGACAAAGUGCACGCGAAGUUGAUGAUGGAGCUCGAAACAGAUUCCGGUCAGCUUGCUAGCUCGCCUUUCCAAGACAAUGUUCGGCAGUCUCCUGCAAAGUCUCCUGCUAAAUCACCUUUGGCUUAUCAAAUUGCUGCGGUUGCGUCCGCAACUGGGAGCCCCAGUUUGGCAACGGUGCGAGCUAGGCCUCCCCGACGUAGCUCCACUCCAGGAUCGUCAGACACACCUGGGUCAGCCAGCCGGCAACGAUCAUCACACACGAAACCAUUAACUCCGCCCAAACAGUCCACCCCUCAGGCGAAACCCACCACCCCGAGCAAGACACCCCCCUCUGGCAAUGUUGCUUUCAGAAGUGCUUCGCCGAGGAAGCUCUUCCAGCCCGAGCUCCAGCAAUCAGUAGAUAAGCGAAAAUCUCUACGACAAAGCCUGUUCCAGCAUAACAUAGCCACAGGAGAGUCGACUCCGCUCUUCAAAUUGCAACCACGCGAGGGCCGGCGUUCUUCUGGUUUAGGGAUUGACAAAGGGGGUCUUGGAUCUCCUCGCGUGGCUGCUUUACUUGACAAACGCCAGUCGCUCGGAGAUAGUACGCCCCAGUUCAUUCCGCAAGAACAGCCCCGAUCUGGCGUACGCUUCGAGGAUCCUCUGCAAAUGCAAGCCGAGGAAGAACGCGAUCGCGAAGAAGAGGAACUCCAAGGAGAUGGCCAUGUCGCGGACUUGCAGUCAGAUCGGGAUGUAACCCCCAGCUUGAAGGACAUGAUCUCAAACAUGAGCCCAAAAAAGACUAGAAUCGGCAGCCGUAAGAGUCUUCAUGUUGGAGCUGCUCGCGGAAUUCUGGGAAAGCGCCCGGUCGAGCUGGACUUGGAUGAAGACGAAGUCGAGAAUUCCCCCAAGCGAUUGCGUGGCCACAAUGUCAGUCCAGUUAAAGGUAUCAAGUUGCCAACACCGAUGUUCAAGGAAGGCAAUGUUGGCCGGCUGGUUCUUCCGCCUGUCCAUAAAGCUGCUAGCUCAUCGCCUCCCAAGGGCAGCACCACGCCCUCCCAGCAACCACAGAGUGCCUCCCAGACUUCGACGACUCCUCUCAAGCAUAGGAUCGAUGCUCUUCAUAUUGCCUCCGACCCCCAACAGCCAGAAGAAGAAGAGAACACUCCCGUGGAAGAAACUCCCGUGGAAAUUGAGUCUAUUCAGUUGCAGGAUUUCCUGAAAAUGACCAAUAUUCAUUUCAUGGAGCUCACUACGACAAAGAGACGACAUACAACUGCUCCUGGCAGUGCCACCAAGAAGCUGACGCGGCGCUCUGGUGAGAACAUGCCCAAACCAGGCUCGAUAACAUUUGAUGAUUGUGUGGCAGCUGGCUUUUGUACAGUGCCAAUGCUUGAACUGUACCAACAUUCAUGCCGGGAGUUGAAAUCCUAUAUUUCUGAAGGCCGGCAAGUGAUCCGCUCUAUUGAAGCAGAAACAUAUGCCGAGAAUCCACCCCUCUUCAAUGAGUAUAUUACCGCUCCGCCAGAUAUCCGAGUGAUCAUGGAUAACCAAUUCCGAAACGCCAAGACCCAUGCUCGUCUGUUGAGCAAGGCUACAUGGUAUGAAUGGCGGAUGAAGUUGCUUGAGGGACUUAAGGAAGGACUGGUUCGCCACGUUGAUGAAAUGAAAGCAGACGAUGAUCUGCUAUCUGAACGAGAAGAGAUACUCAACCGGAAUGUGCCACCACUCGUGGAGAAGCACGCCUCUCUCGAGCAAGAGGCAACCGACCUACAACAGUUGGUGGACGAGAUGGAGAAUUGUGAUCAAGAUGAGCUACGUAGUACGCGCAGUAAGCUAUCUGAGGUGGACUCUGAAAUCGCAACUAAGAAACGGGAACUUGAGCGGCUGCAGAAGGAAGUUCAGGAGAAAUCCUCUUUCAUCGAGGCUGGAGCCGAAAUGCGGGAUGAGUUCCUGGCUCAAAUCCAGGAGGCAGAGCGUGUGAAAGAAGAGUGCCGUGGGUGGAGUGCCCGAGAGAUCAACGAACUGAAGGCCUCUGUCCAACGAAUUCAGCAAAAAACUGGCUGGUCGAUCAUUUCGGCCUCCACCGCUCCAGAUUCAUCUAAGGGACCUUUAUUGAAGAUGGCUUACCGGGACCAGCUUCAACUGGAGUUCUACCCUGUAGCUUUUGCUUCAAAGAAUAGUAGCAAAGACGAAAGAAAGAACUACCCGAUUGAACUGACCCAAAAGAAUGCCAAAAUUUCUCCCAUUGCGUCCUUGGUCCUCCACUCGCUACAGCACCACCUGACUACCAUCCAACAAUCCACUGUCGCACCCAAGCAGCUCUUGCACUUCAUCUCUAGCGCAUGGGACCGCACAGUUGGGCUGGAAAACGAAGCGCGCAUGCUGGAAUUCUGUGGUGUCACCCGCCUCACCCUAUCCAAGCCUGAUAAGGGCUCUCUUUCUCUACGCACACGCUGCACGCUUCUCGACAACGCCACCGUCUCCACACCUAGCCGUAAAGAAGCUGACUCGAAGAAAAACAGUGCCAAGAGAAUAGACGUCGACUUCAUUGUCCGUACCCGCAUUGAUAAAACCAAUGCAGACAAGACGGUCGGUGUCUUGGACUUUGAUAUUGACGCUCUGGCGACGAAGGUCUAUGGUUUCGGAACAGGUAGCAAGUCUGGUCCUCCAGACAAGGAGUUGCAAAGCAUCCUCGGUAAAUCUCUUGGUCAGGAAAAGGACCGAGAUAUUCAGCUAGGAAACGGCGUGUGGUGCAAGGCAGUGCGCACGCUCACGGGAUCUGUGUUUUAG
Messenger RNA from Penicillium vulpinum, 4506 nucleotides. RefSeq names its product kinetochore-microtubule binding complex subunit SPC105. Gene Ontology annotation, biological process: mitotic spindle assembly checkpoint signaling; protein localization to kinetochore; mitotic sister chromatid biorientation. The record is from RefSeq and is a predicted model, not a curated record. Bases 1 to 4506 code for a protein of 1501 amino acids. Lineage: Eukaryota; Fungi; Ascomycota; Eurotiomycetes; Eurotiales; Aspergillaceae. The transcript has 5 exons.